This is a messenger RNA of Myxocyprinus asiaticus (Chinese sucker), 4948 nucleotides long. RefSeq names its product leucine-rich repeat and immunoglobulin-like domain-containing nogo receptor-interacting protein 1. Lineage: Eukaryota; Metazoa; Chordata; Actinopteri; Cypriniformes; Catostomidae. Gene Ontology annotation, cellular component: plasma membrane. The coding region runs from base 319 to 2166 and encodes 615 amino acids. The record is from RefSeq and is a predicted model, not a curated record. Gene Ontology annotation, molecular function: protein binding. The transcript has 3 exons.
UGUUCAUUUGUGUUGGAAGCAGGCGGAUCACGGAUGUGUCUGUAAGCUUUUAAUUAAGGUUUUGCCUGCUUUUUGUUGCCGUGUGAGGAAUCCUAACUGGAUAUAAUAAUCCUGUGGAUACUGAGACACAUUAAUACAGACAGAUCUACUGUCAUUAACCAUCCGGUGUUUCUUCUGCUUUGGAAUUGUCCACUAAGGAGACAUUAAGAGAGGGCAUGUGGACCCAGGAGAGAAAGAGUCUCUAUCUCCAGCACGACUCCCUGUGAACCAGCCUCCACACUAAAAAGCAGAGAAGCAUUUACUGCCGUAACCGGUAGGAUGGUAGCAGGGGAAGUGAGUGGGCACAGCUUCCUGGUGGCUUGCUGGCAGCCCAUUCUGAUCUUAAUGCUGGGCACAGUGCUGUCUGGCUCUACCACAGGCUGCCCGUCGCGCUGCGAGUGUAACCCACAGGAGCGCUCGGUCAUGUGCCACCGCAAGAAGCUAAUGUCCGUUCCAGAGGGAAUCCCGUCAGAAACACAACUUUUGGACCUCAGCAAGAAUCGAAUCAAAACCAUCAACCCUGAUGAGUUCUCUACCUUCCCAAACCUGAAAGAACUGGAGCUCAGUGAAAACACGAUCUCCACCAUUGAGCCCGGAGCGUUUAACAAUCUCUACAGCCUGCAGACUCUGGGACUUCGCAGCAACAAGUUGAAGCUCAUCCAGUUGGGUGUGUUCACAGGCCUCAGUAACCUAACAAAGCUGGACAUCAGUGAAAAUAAGAUUGUUAUUCUGCUGGACUACAUGUUCCAGGACCUCUAUAACCUGCGCUCACUGGAGGUGGGCGAUAACGACCUUGUCUUUAUAUCCCAUCGGGCGUUUCAUGGCCUCAGCAGCUUGGAGCAGCUCACGCUAGAAAAGUGCAACCUGACCUCUGUCCCGACAGAGGCCUUCACACACCUGCACAGCUUGGUUACUCUGCGUUUACGAAACCUCAACAUCAACAGCAUCAAAGACUACAGCUUCAAGCGACUAUACCGUCUCAAAGUGCUAGAGAUCUCCAACUGGCCCUACCUGGAUACAAUGACCACCAACUGCUUGUACGGAUUGAACCUCACAUCUCUAACGAUCACCAAUGCAAACCUGACGUCAAUUCCGUAUUUGGCUUUGCGACACCUGGUUUAUCUUCGGUUCCUCAACAUGUCCUACAACCCCAUCCAGAUGAUUGAAGGCAACCGGCUUCAUGACCUGCUCAGGUUGCAGGAGUUGUACCUGGUGGGCGGUCGACUGACAAUGAUCGAGCCGUAUUCUUUCAGAGGACUCAACUACCUGAAAAUUCUGAAUGUGUCCAGCAAUGCCCUGACCACCCUGGAAGAGUCCGUAUUCCAUUCGGUGGGAAACCUGGAGACUCUUGCAUUGUACGAUAACCCACUGGCGUGCGAUUGCCGGCUACUUUGGGUCUUCCGACGUCGUUGGCGACUCAACUUCAACCGCCAGCAGCCCACGUGCUCCUCGCCUGAGUUUGUUCAGGGUAAAGAGUUUAAAGAUUUCCCCGAUGUCCUUCAACCUAAUUACUUCACAUGUCGCAAGUCAAGGAUUCGAGAACGGAAGCCGCAGCAGAAGUUCGUUGACGAAGGUACCACCAUACACUUUGUGUGCCAAGCAGAUGGAGACCCAACGCCCAUCAUCAUGUGGCUAUCCCCGCAGAAACAGUUUAUCACCACCAAAACUAUAGGUCGGCUUACCGUUUUCCCCGACGGAACUCUGGAGGUGCGCUACGCUCAGAUUCAGGACAACGGGACGUACGUGUGCAUUGCUAGUAACGCUGGUGGAAAUGAUACCGCUUUGGCCCACCUUCACGUCCACAGCUACUCCCCAGAUUGGCCCAAUCAACCCAACAAAACCUUGGCGUUCAUCUCCAAUCAACCGAAUGAUAAUGGAUCCAAUGGAACGAGAGCAACAGUCCCAUUUCCAUUUGAUAUAAAGACGCUAAUUAUCGCCACCACCAUGGGAUUCAUUUCCUUUUUGGGUGUCGUUCUGUUCUGCCUGGUUCUGCUCUUCCUCUGGAGUAGAGGCAAAGGCAACAGCAAACACAACAUUGAAAUAGAGUACGUCCCACGUAAAUCAGAUGCUGGGAUGAGCAGCAGUGGUGCUGAUGCCCCUCGGAAAUUUAACAUGAAAAUGAUAUAAUCCAGCCAGGGUGCUCAAAGGACCCUUUCAAAAACAGACUUAUAAAGACAGAAACAAAAGAAUCCCUGCCUGAAGAACCUCUGGCUCUGGAGAGAGCUCCCCAUAGAGGAAGCGUGUUUUCCCUCUCUCGACUCAAAAGACGGAUGUGCGGCAGAGGGGCCCGUGCUUUUGUUCAGUAUUGAACAUAAGAGAGGGAAACAUUUUCCCUCAUGCGCACUCCUCUGUGAUGGCCGCUUAAACUCCGCCUACGGGGACCAAUAUCUUGAAAGGAUUUUGUUUGAAAGCACUUAAGUACCUGUGGAUUUUUAUGGGCAAAAAUAUGAAAAAACAAAUGGAACCUCCAAAAUGUGUUGUGUCGACCUUCAGAAUGCAAAGGCAGAGCAUCCUUCUCCCUGCUGCCUGCAUCCUCUUUGUUUGUUUGUUUGUUUGUUUAUUCGUUUAACCCAUUUGUUUUGUUUUUUACUAAAGCAAAUAGUUUUAUGACAGAAAACUGUAGAUAAUUCAGGGGUGAAAGCACAUUAACAAAACUAACAGCUGAAUUUGCCCAACAUCUUAUAGAUUACGUCAAACCGCACAACGUGGAUUAUAAUAGAUUCUGUUGGUUACUAUUCCUGCCAUAUAUUUCCAGAAAAGUUUAUAGCACAACUUCAUGGAACAUUUCUUUCUUUGUACCUGUACUCGGCUGUUUCUUUUUACUUUAUAUUGGGAUUUCUGUUUUAGAUGUAUUUGUUGAGUAAUUGAGGAGAUUUCAUUAAAGGAACAUCAAAGCUUUGUAGUAACACCUGGAUAACCAGGUACAGGUUGUUUAUUGUUGAAUAAUGGCAAGGCAAGGGAAAACAGUGGCAAUUAUGUGCAUUUAUGUUUUGUUUUUUUUUGCUUUGAUUUUAUGUAGCCUGCAGUGAGCAUUUCUGUUGUGCCUGGUCAUAUUAUAACCCAUUUACAACAACGCAACUUCGCAUUCUUAUGUAACAUGCCAAUUCCUCCGUUAAAGCUUUGGAUCAACAAGUUUUAUUCCCCCAAAAGCAACACUGAGACUGUCUAACUGUGUUUGAGAGUAUGUGAGUUUUUGACAGAAUCAGUCAUUUCAUAAAAAGGUAAAGGUGUGAAUGUGUUCGACAGCCCAAAACACCCUCACUUGCUACCACUGCUGGGUCUCACACAAUGAGCCACUUUUCCACCAUCGGGCCGAACGGUUCUCGCAGUUGGCGCGGUUAUGGUUUCACUGUGGUGCUUCAAUGUACAUAACAGAUACAGUACUUCAUUUGGCGACAGCGUCAGAGGUCAACAUUGGAGCGAGUGCGCUAUGGAGGAUGAUUGCAUAUUCUAGUUUUUAGGACUGCUGUUUCCCCUGGCUUGUUCUCUGUUAAAGCAGAGGAAAGGCACAUCCCCUGUCGAAAAAAGGAAAGCCAAGAGAAAAAGGCGAGAGGUUUAACAUUAUUUGCUGAGGGGUUGUGCAUGCAACCGGACACGAACAUACUUACACGUAAAAGUUCCCAAACUAGCUUAAAAGGACAUUUAUUGACAAAAUAUUAUAUUAGUUUUAAUGAGCUAGCUAGCAUAUUCUACCUCCCUGACAAAGAAGGCGUGUAGAUAAAUGAUAUACUGUACUAGUUAAACCAUUAUCCAAAAAAAUCAGGAAGAUACAUAAAACAUACCAUUUCUUUCAAUUAAAUGUUAUUAACCUCACCAUAGCGAAACAAAUUAUUUACUUUGGCGUUGGCAAAUUGACAAUCGUGAGUCGCCACGUACUAAAGCUAUUCCACCAGCAUGGUUAAGCACGUGCUGAGAAUGGUUUAAAAUUGUGCCGUGCCGAACCAUGGAAAUACUACUGGAACUGUCCCUCACCGUGCUCAGAACCAUUCGGCCUGAUGGUGUAAAAGCAGCUAUGGUCUCAGAUCUGUCUUCUGGAUCUUACACCUCUCUUAUGGUCUCAGAUCUCUUUUUCUUUAUUUUAUGUAAAUUGUUGGUGCCCAAAAAACUGUCUCGGACGUUAUCACGUCAGUUCAAGUUAUCCAGCACAAUUAAGGAGGCAAACGGUGCUGAUUUGGUUUGUUGGUAAUGGCACAAUAUUGAUUGUGUCAGGCAAAUAUUGCUAAGUUGUAAAUAAGGCGCAUGAAUCUAUAAUGAGCCUAAUUUGCAUUGAAAGGAGGUGUGUUCGCGCUGAAAUUUUUUUUUUACUGAAAUUGCAGGUGGUUAGUGAAUAAGACCUGAAAAUACAGCACACAAAAAUGGCGCAACAGUUCACUGAAGUCCAGCUGUGUGUUUAGUGUGUGGUUAAUCUGAUAGUGAUUUCUGUAGAGCUGUUUUAGUGGACUGGAUUUUGCACUAGUGUGGAUGGGUUUCACCUUGCUAAGUGAUUUGUACUGCUGACUGAAGCCACAGAUGGAAGAACUGCACAGAUGGUUUAACCCUUACUGAUCCACUUUAGUAAAUCUGACACACACACUCGCACGCACACUCCUGAAUCUCUCUGAUCCUCUGCCUCUGUGCUCUACCUGCUGUUUCCAUCACAUUAUGUCUAAUAAAUCUUUAUCUGACCGCUGCCCAUUCAGACAUUCAGCCCAGGACAAUAAUGUGCAUUAAUGUGGUCCAUAAUAUUCUUUUAUACUGAUAAAAAAACACUGAUCAAAGAUCUAAGGUGAAAAAUCUAGUAUGAAAAAUGUUUAAAUUGUUCUGUGCAAUAAAAGUAAUAUGCAUUUUCUUUUUGUUUUUUAUUUUUAAUUAACACAAUUUUAUUGAUGUUGAAUUGUUAAAAAUAUGGUAUGUUGUAUUAAACAAUCUA